ACAAACACAACCAUAUAUAUUUCUCUAUAAGAUAGAUUAGAUUGAUAAUUUAAUAUAAUAUAUAUUAGUUAUCACUUAAAGGUUAACACCAUCAUCAUCAUCAUUAUCACAAUGGGAAGAACACCUCAAAGUGACAAAAAUGGUGGUUUAAGAAAAGGUCCAUGGACUGCCGAUGAAGAUCAAAAGCUCAUUGACUAUAUUAACAAGAAUGGUUAUGGACAUUGGAGAACUCUUCCAAAGAAUGCGGGUCUUCAAAGAUGUGGAAAGAGUUGUAGGUUAAGAUGGACAAAUUAUCUUAGACCCGAUAUCAAAAGAGGCAAGUUUUCUUUUGAUGAGGAGGAAACCAUCAUUCAACUUCAUAGUGUCUUGGGCAACAAAUGGUCAACAAUUGCAUCUCGUUUGCCUGGAAGAACAGAUAACGAGAUAAAAAACUAUUGGAACACCAACAUUAGGAAAAGACUCAUUCGAAUGGGAAUUGAUCCAGUCACUCAUAAACCUCGGCUUGAUCUUUCAUCCAUUUUGAGCUUGUCAGGGAUCCAACCCAUGGUCGACCUUGACAUGUUGAGGUUAGCCGCAUUGUUCCUUGCGUCGCAAGGCAAUCAAAACCUUCAAUUUAGUUAUCCAAGUACCCAACAAAACCAUCUUGAAAAUAACCUACAAGUUCAAGACAACAAUAAUCAUGUUCAAGACCAAACCAUAAUUCAAGAAAUCCCAAAGUGUUCUACAUUGAGUACUCUUUCAUGUGGUGUUCCAUUUUAUAGUGAAACGUCCAAGCUCAUGGAACCCAAUGUAGACCAGUCAAUUGAUUCUUUAGCUUGUAUUGAUCUUGAAAACUAUAACAAAGCCGGUCUCAUGUCAAGUUUCUUGCAUUCGUCAACAUGUACACCUUCUUCAUCUAGCAGAAAUCCCAUCGAUUCCAUUUCAAAUUCAGCCUACAUGAAUGAAAGCAUUAUAGAAGAAGAUAGAGAAGUAAGCUACUGUAGCAACAUUUUCAAGUAUGAACUCCAAGAAGCAUUGGAUGCUAAUGUUUUAAUGUAAUAUUUAUUAUUAAUAUUAGUUUAUGAUGGAACUGUU
Molecule: messenger RNA, 1074 nt
Organism: Helianthus annuus (common sunflower)
Lineage: Eukaryota; Viridiplantae; Streptophyta; Magnoliopsida; Asterales; Asteraceae
Product: transcription factor MYB41
Exons: 3
Coding region: 112-1038 (308 amino acids)
Source: RefSeq, a predicted model, not a curated record